Messenger RNA from Macroventuria anomochaeta, 1143 nucleotides. RefSeq lists its product as uncharacterized. Lineage: Eukaryota; Fungi; Ascomycota; Dothideomycetes; Pleosporales; Didymellaceae. The record is from RefSeq and is a predicted model, not a curated record. The transcript has a single exon. The coding region runs from base 1 to 1143 and encodes 380 amino acids.
AUGAAGCCGCCACUUAUCCGUGUCGAAGACGGUGAUAGCACGGAGCCCGUUUUGACCUUACGAUACACCUCCGGCGAGAAUGAUCUUGAGGUCAAGAUCAUCUACGCUGACAUAAACAGUCUUCUCGACCAUCCAGGCCGAGCCCGCCUCGAUCAGAGGCGCAAAAUCAUCCCAUGCAGCGACGCCUUCCUUGACACCUUCUGGUCAGCUGCGGCCUCUCUCCUCGACUAUUUCGCCGACUUCUACGCAACCGACACAGCACUGAUGCAGAGUAUAUGGUUCCACCUCCUCGACAUCUGGCAAAAAGCCUCCCCUCUCCCACUCUACCACAUCGAUUUCGACUUCUGCUACUCAACGCCCGCCCAACUGUUUGAGAAAGACUACAAAGACACCAUCGCCCUGAUCCACAGACUCAUCUCCCCAAAGUCCCGCGCGUGUCCAGACAACCACAACGACUCACUCAUUCACGAUCCCAGCGGCACCGUCGAGGGCCUCACGGGCAGCUACGAAACAGGCCCCUUCAUCUCCGGGCUCGCGCCAUGGCAGCAGUUUCUCUACUCCGGCGCCCCGGGCUUCAAACCCGUUUCUCCAGAGCAAAACGACGCACGAGAAGCAGACGAAGGCAACACGCGCUACACCCCCCAACCAGCCAUCGCACUCAUCCAAGCACACACGGCCCGCGCCCGCGCCCUCGCCGUCAGAGUCGCAGAAAUAGAGGACUGGGAUCUACCAGCCACGCUCGCAGCUUUCGAUGCCAACGCGCUUGCGAUCCCCAACACCAUCACCCACCCACACACAUACGCCUCGCUCCUCCAUCCAGGAACGGGGAUGAGUUACCAGCUUCUGCAGGGCGCGCCGCCGGUGAGACGGCACGAAGGGCUCUCGGAUCCGAGCAUGAUGAUUGAUACCCCGGAUCUUGUGCUCUUGGACGAGGCGGUGGGGACGUGUAAGGGGAGGGAGGCCUAUGUGCCGAUGACGGGGCCUGUGGGGCAGGCUGGGGUAGGGUUUGAUGUUUGGGCUGUUACUGAGAGUGAGGAUGUGUUGGGCUGGGAGAACAGAAGUCAGAGUGAUGGGAGGUCUGGAGUGGCGGAGGGAGCGAGGGAGAUGUUUGAUGAGUGGUACUUUGGAGACGAGGGGGUGUGA